This is a messenger RNA of Hirundo rustica (Barn swallow), 1523 nucleotides long. RefSeq names its product chromosome 38 C11orf98 homolog (gene C38H11orf98). NCBI's taxonomy places the organism in Eukaryota, Metazoa, Chordata, Aves, Passeriformes, Hirundinidae. The coding region runs from base 1098 to 1388 and encodes 96 amino acids. The record is from RefSeq and is a predicted model, not a curated record. The transcript is spliced from 4 exons.
GACCGCGCCGCGCACGAGCGCCAGCGGCCACCGCCGAUCCACCGCCAUCACCGGAUCCGCCUCCGCCACUUCCGGCGCCGCUCGGGCUCACGGCGGGAAUAGAGGGAGCGGCCAGAGGACCAGAAACCGCCCCCGCCCUCCCGGUGUAAUAGAGAUAGCGGCUGGGAGGACCGGAAAAGCCCCCUCGGCCACGCGGAAACCAUCGAGAUAACCGGUGGCGGACCGGAAAUCCCCCCACCCCACGGAGAUCAUAGAGACGGCGGCUCGGGACCGGCGGACUCGUGACUCGCGGUCGGAUCCCCCGAUCGUCGGGAACGGGAUCACGGAACGGCUCCAGCCCCGGGAAAGGGACGGGCGAUCUCGCCCUCACCCCGGGACGAGCCGGUACCGAAAACAGACACGAGAUCAAAGUGGUUCAGAGCCAUUUAUUAGCAAUUUAAAAUACAAAAUCGCCCUCGUGGCGAUGGCGCGGUCCCUCGGCGAUCCCCGUCCCUCCGCGGUGCCUACAGAGGAGAAAAGGGCGGUGAAGGCGCGGCCCGGAGCGCUCCGGAGCUCCCGGGCCGCGCCAGGGCUUUGUCCUUGUCCCGGCGUGUGAGGGUGGGACCGGCGGACGCGACCGCCGGCACCGAAGACUUCGCGCCGGUCGCUGCUUUCCCUCCGGACAUCACAGGCCCCGGCACGGCGCCGCCGGGGCCCGCCAAGAACGGGAGGAUCCUCCCGGCGCCUCCCGCCCGGUUUUAUCCCCAGAGCAACCCAAAGCACCGACCCGACCCCGCCGCUCACACAGCGCAGAAAAGAACACCCGCUCCUCGGCCGCGGUUUAUAUAGCGAACGGGGGCGGUGGGAGGGGGGGUCUCGGGGAAUUUGUCCAAUCAGAGCACCGGCGGGCGCGACCCAACCAAUGAGAACUCGCUGAAGGAGAAGCGGGCCAGGCGCAAACAAAAUUUUAACGUGAGCGGGGGCUGCCGCGAGCGCAGCGAAUCAGAACCCGCCGCGCGCGCUCAGGGGCCAAUCACCUUCGCAGGGGUGCGAGUGGGCGGUGCUGAGUGACCGGAAGUUGGGCCCAACCGGAAGCGGUGUCCACGCGUGGGGGCGCGAUGGGGAUCGGGGGCAAAAUCAACCGGCCGCGAACGGAGCUCCGCAAGAAGCUCUUCAAGCGGCGGCGGGAGCUGGCGCGGGGGCGGCGGCAGAAGCGGCGGUCGGUGUCGGUCCCGGUGGUCCCGGCCCCGCUCUGGGGGAAGCGGCGGCGGAAGGAGCUGAAGCGGCUUCGGGGGGCGGCCAAGAGGGCGCUGCAGGCGGCCGUGACCGAGGAGAAGAGGCCGCAGAAGGAGGCGGGGACCGGGGACAGCGGCGGCGACGUGGAGAUGGCAGAGGCGGCACCGGAGUGACCCCGGUGCCGCCAGUUCUUCCUGCUGCCCCCUCACCCACCCCGGUAUCCCCAAAAUGUCAGCGCUGCCCCGAAGCUGUUUGUCACCGGUGUCCUCUCACCGGUGUCCCCAGCAAUAAACUCGCUCUCCUCUCGC